Messenger RNA from Lolium rigidum, 1540 nucleotides. RefSeq lists its product as uncharacterized. The transcript has 2 exons. The record is from RefSeq and is a predicted model, not a curated record. The coding region runs from base 175 to 1302 and encodes 375 amino acids. NCBI's taxonomy places the organism in Eukaryota, Viridiplantae, Streptophyta, Magnoliopsida, Poales, Poaceae. Gene Ontology annotation, molecular function: protein binding.
GGGUGGUGGUGACGCCUUUGGUGCUCCCCGUCAAAGUGGCGAAGCGGCGGGGGCUUGUCAUCAAGGUGAAUUUGGGCACGCCGUCUAGUAGUUUGUAUUGACUAGUUGCUUUGUCCGGCAAAAAAUUGGUGGAUGACCAUGCUUUAGCAACACCGGCGAAAAGUAAAAAAAGAGAUGACACACAUCCUACCAGACGACCUCCAAUCCGAGAUCAUCGAGCACAUCCCGCCGCUUCCUCAAAGCCUUGUCCAUGCCUCUGCUGUCUGCAGGGCUUGGCGCCGUAUCGUGAAUGAUCAAGGUUUUCUACGCCGGUACCGCGUGCGCCAUGGUAGACCCCUAACCAUGGGCUUCUUCCACAACUCCGACACAAUUCCCCGCUCAUUCGUGCAUGUGGGCGGGUUCAGUAGCUUCUCCUUUGAGCGGCCCGGCGAGAAUGAACACCGUUGGAAGUUCAUGGAUUGUCGGCAUGGCCGCGUUCUCCUCUUUGACGAAUCCAGCAGGCAAGAUAUGCGUUUCCUUGUGUGGCACCCUAUGACUGGCUAUUGUCAUCGGAAGAUCGUCAGACAAGACUCCUUCUUUAGACUGAAUUUCUUAAAGAGUAACACCAAUGCUGCCCUAAUCUGCGCGGCCGGCUGUGAUGAGGACAACCAUUACAUGAAUUGCAAGCCCACAAGUCCGUUCUGCAUAGCAGUCGUGAGCAGCGACUCUCGGGGACGUGUGUCUGCCAACGUCGUCUCCUCGCUGACCGGCCAGUGGGGCCCAGAGUCCAUGCCGGUGGACCUCCUGCCAGUGGGUGGCCAGAUCCGCGCGGAGCCAUGCGCCAUCGUCAACAACACCAUGUACCAACCACUUUAUGACUAUCGUGUGCUGGCUUAUGACAUGGGACAGCGCACCCUCACCUCGUUCGAGCGACCAAGGGGUGGUAAUGUCCGCCUUAUGAAGGUGGACGGUGGUGCACGGCUCGGUCUUGCCGCUGCACAAGACCUGAUUAUACGCCUGUGGGUGCGGGACACCGACGCUGAUGGCGGUUGGGUGUUGCGCAAAACAAUUGAUCUAGGCGAGUUGGUGACCGAUCUCUCCAUGGCGCCAUUGCCUUGGACGGACUCUCGGUUCCCCGUGAUGCCACCGGUGAAGAUCAUCGGGGUUGCUGAGGAGGGCGACGCAUUAUUCUUCUGGACCAUGGUGGGUGUAUUUAUGAUGUGCCCCAAAUCUUUGGAGAUAACCAAAGUGCAUGAUACUGCCGAGGGUAUGAAUAUUGUGUACCCUUAUGCUGCAUUCUAUCUCCUUCCUGCCCCGCAGUAAUGUGUGCCUCCCUGGCUUUGCAUUUGCUGCAUGAGAUCAACAUGUAAUAGGUUAGUGGCAAAACAUUGGGUCCGACGCUUACAGGUUUUUGUCCCGUAGGGAGUACUCGAAUCUGAGUACGAACAGCGGGUUUCCUGUUAUUGUGUUGAGCUCCUACUGUAUUUUACUUUUGUAAAACUAUGCAAAUGGGCAUUACUAGCCUCACAAUAGGUUGGCUGAUAUCCAGCCAAUUUUUGAA